This is a messenger RNA of Peromyscus leucopus (white-footed mouse), 6378 nucleotides long. RefSeq names its product WW and C2 domain containing 2 (gene Wwc2). Gene Ontology annotation, molecular function: molecular adaptor activity; kinase binding. Gene Ontology annotation, biological process: cell migration; negative regulation of organ growth; regulation of DNA-templated transcription. The coding region runs from base 333 to 3608 and encodes 1091 amino acids. Gene Ontology annotation, cellular component: cytoplasm. Lineage: Eukaryota; Metazoa; Chordata; Mammalia; Rodentia; Cricetidae. The record is from RefSeq and is a predicted model, not a curated record. The transcript has 23 exons.
UCCCUAUGGAGGCGCCGCUCGCCGGCGAGGCCGCCGACCAUGCCUAGGAGAGCCGGGAGCGGGCAGCUGCCGCUACCCCGGGGCUGGGAGGAGGCCAGGGACUACGACGGCAAGGUCUUCUACAUCGAUCACAACACCAGGAGGACCAGCUGGAUCGACCCCGGGACAGGUUAACGAAGCCCUUGUCCUUCGCUGAUUGUGUCGGGGAUGAGCUGCCAUGGGGAUGGGAAGCAGGGUUUGACCCCCAGAUUGGUGCCUACUACAUCGAUCACAUCAACAAAACCACACAGAUUGAAGAUCCGAGAAAGCAGUGGCGGGGUGAGCAGGAGAGGAUGCUCAAGGACUAUCUCUCCGUGGCCCAGGACGCACUCAGGACACAGAAGGAGCUGUACCACGUGAAGGAACAGAGGCUGGCCCUGGCCCUCGAUGAGUAUGUCCGCUUAAAUGACGCCUACAAGGAAAAGUCAAGUUCUCGCACAAGCCUCUUCUCAGGGUCUUCGUCUAGCACUAAAUAUGAUCCUGAUAUUUUAAAAGCUGAGAUCUCCACCACGCGAUUAAGGGUUAAAAAGCUGAAGAGAGAACUCUCCCAGAUGAAGCAAGAACUUCUCUAUAAAGAGCAAGGCUUUGAAACAUUGCAACAAAUUGAUGAAAAGAUGUCUGGAGGCCAGAGUGGGUAUGAACUCAGUGAAGCCAAAGCCAUCCUGACGGAACUGAAGUCCAUCAGAAAAGCCAUCAGCUCAGGAGAAAAAGAAAAGCAAGAUCUGAUGCAAAGCCUUGCGAAGCUUCAGGAGCGCUUUCAUUUGGAUCAGAACAUGGACAGUUCCGAGCCAGACCUGAGAUCUAGUCCCGGCAACUCGCACCUCUCCCUGUCCAGACAGACCCUUGAUGCUGGGUCCCAGACCAGCAUUUCUGGAGAUAUUGGGGUACGGAGCAGAUCACAUUUAGCUGAAAAGGUCAGGCUGAGUCUCCAGUAUGAAGAUGCCAAGAGAAGCAUGGCUAACUUGAAAAUUGAACUGUCAAAGUUGGACAGCGAGGCCUGGCCCGGGGCCCUGGACAUCGAGAAGGAGAAGCUGAUGCUGAUUAAUGAAAAGGAAGAGCUCCUGAAAGAGCUGCAGUUCAUCACCCCGCAGAGACGCACGCAGGACGAGCUGGAACGUCUGGAAGCCGAGCGCCAGCGGCUGGAGGAGGAGCUGACGUCCACGCGGGGCGUGCCGAGCAGGGCUCUGGCCGAGAGAUUGAAAUUAGAAGAGAAAAGAAAAGAGCUGCUACAGAAACUUGAAGAAACUACUAAAUUAACUACUUAUUUGUAUUCACAACUGAAAAGCCUCUCCUCCAGCACCCUGUCCAUGUCCUCGGGGAGCAGUCUGGGGUCGCUGACGUCCAGUCGGGGCUCUCUGAACACCUCCAGCCGAGGAUCCCUCAACUCGCUCGGUUCCAGUGAACUCUACUACAGCGGCCAGGGCGAGCAGAUGGACGCAGAUUACCAGUACAAACUGGACUUCCUUCUUCAAGAGAAGGGUGGCUACAUGCCUUCGGGACCCAUCACCACCAUCCACGAGAAUGAGGUGGCCAAGUCUCCCAGCCAGCCUGGGCAGAGUGGACUCUGUGGGGUGGCAGUCGCCGCCACCAGCCACACUCCCCCGCUGACCGAGGCCUCCAAGUCAGUGACGUCCCUUUCCUCCAGGUCCUCGCUUUCAUCCUUGUCCCCUCCCGGCUCCCCCCUGGUCUUGGACAGCACAUUUCCGGUGUCUUCUCAUGACGCCACUCUGCACCAGUUCACUGUGGACUUCGAGGACUGUGGACUAAGUAGCCGCUUUGCUGACAUUGGCCUUGGGGAAAAUCAGGUCUUGCUGGAUUCGGAUUCAGGAGCGUCCCAGUCUCUCUUAGAGGAUAAGGGCCUUGAUGACUGCACGGGAGAGCUGCUGUAUGAAGGGACAACAGAUGUGGAAAAGUCAUUACCCAAGAGAGGAGGGAUCCAUCUGUGUGGAGACAAAACUGCUUGUGUGUCAGCCGCCGCCUCUGAUGAGUCCGUGGCUGGAGACAGUGGGGUCUACGAAGCUUCCAUGAAACAGCCUGGUGAAAUGGAGGACCCGCCCUAUCACGAAGAGGAUGUCGCCAUUGUGGAGACCGCCCAGGUGCAGAUAGGACUCAGAUACGAGACCAAAAGUACCAGCUUCGUGGUGAUUAUAGCACAACUCCGGAAUCUUCAUGCCUUCUUGAUACCUCAUUCUUCAAAAGUGUAUUUUAGGGUUGCUGUGCUUCCCUCCUCGGCAGACGUGAGCUGUCUAUUUCGAACAAAAGUCCACCCACCCACGGAAUCUGUGCUCUACAACGAUGUGUUCAGGGUGGUCAUUUCUCAGGCAGCCCUGCAGCAGAAGACCCUCCGAGUGGACCUUUGCUCCGUCGGUAAACACCGCAGAGAAGAAUGCCUGGCUGGGACUCAGAUCAGCCUGGCAGAUUUACCAUUUUCCAACGAGAUUUUCAUGCUGUGGUAUAAUUUACUUCCUUCCAAGCAAAUGCCUUGCAAAAACAAAGAAGAAGAAGAAGAAACCGAGGCCCCUGCAGUUCAGUCAGCCGAGCGGGACCUGGAGUCUAUAGACUUGGAUGCCGUGUCCGCCUUACUUGCAAGAACUUCAGCGGAGCUACUGGCCGUGGAACAAGAGCUGGCCCAGGAGGAGGAGGAGGAGGAAGAGGAGCUGAGGCCCGAAGAACAGCGGGGUCCAGGGGGAGAUUGCUUAACAAUGCUAAGAGAGGCCUCUGAUGAACCUGUGGCUGCUAAAGAGGUUGAAGGUCACGUGGCGGAGAGCGGCCGCUGCACUGGAAACCCGAGUUCAUGCACACGUAGACCUGAUACGAGUGAAGACGAUCGUGCUGGAGACCCUGGUCGGCCACCAACUGGAAUUCCCACCCUGGUCGAUAAGGAGACGAACACCGAUGAAGCCGUGGAUGGCAACCUGGCAGUUCGCCCCAAAGACCGCAGCAGCCUGGGCUCCCGACAGCACCCCUUCGUGAGAAACAGCAUGAUAGUGCGCUCACAAACCUUCUCCCCCGGCGAGCGGAGCCAGUACAUCUGCAGGUUAAACCGGAGCGACAGCGACAGUUCAACCCUGGCCAAAAAAUCAUUGUUUGUGAGGAACUCCACGGAGCGGCGCAGUUUGCGGGUGAAAAGGGCCGUCUGCCAACCCACCCUCAGGAGGACUGCUCAGGAAUGCCCGGUGCGCACGUCUCUAGACCUGGAGCUGGACCUGCAGGCCUCGCUGACCCGCCAGAGUCGCCUGAACGAUGAGCUGCAGGCCCUGAGGGACUUACGGCAGAAGCUGGAGGAGCUGAAGGCUCAGGGGGAGACCGACCUUCCCCUGGGUGUGCUGGAGGACGAGAGAUUCCAGAAGCUUCUGAAGCAAGCAGAGAAGCAGGCUGAGCAGACAAAGGAGGAGCAGAAGCAAGACCUGAACGCCGAGAAGCUGAUGAGGCAGGUCUCCAAGGACGUGUGCCGGCUGCGGGAGCAGAGCCGGCAGGUGCCCCGGCAGGUGCAAUCCUUCAGGGAGAAGAUUGCCUACUUCACACGAGCGAAGAUCAGCAUCCCAUCCCUGCCCGCUGACGACGUGUGACCUCGUGCGACCUCGCGGCUUAACAAGACUUCUCACCUGCCCACUGUCCGAGGGAGGGUCCAAGACUGAACCUUUAUACUGUUUUGUUGUUUUCUAUUUUUUUGUCGGGGGGGCGGGGCUUUUGUUUCCUGUAACACAAUGUCAACUCUUGAAGAACUUUGAUUUCACACCGAUUUCAUCAGGUUAAUUUGUAAAGUACUUUGAAUGUAACUCUUACAUGCUUUGGGAAGGACAGACCAUUCACAGAAGGAAUGAAAACGGGGCGAUCUGGUCCACACGGGUUGUGCAGCAGCGGGUAUGUGUUACCCCUGGGUUCCACUGUGCAGAGCGGAACAGAGGCGGCCGGUGCCCGGGCUCGGCCUGCUGAGCCAACUGCAGGAGGCAGCCGUCCAGGAGCCGUGACCCUGGCACCCCAUCACACUCCUGAGCUAGAGAGCCGCACUUCCCAUCGAAAGUGCAUGCAAGCAAGCACCCAUUGCUCUGAGUCCACCCGAAACAGGUGCCCUGUUCCUCCCGUCGGCUGUGUCCGGCCACCUUGUUUCUGCUCUCCUAAACUUGUCUAAAGAAAGCCAAAGUAUGAAGUGCUGAGUACAAGAAUAUGAAAAACAAAGGUAUAUUCCUACUGUAGAGAGAAAAGGAGGGGCCCCCAGCUCCCAAAAAGCACACUCAGGAACCUCACCUCCUCCUUGGGUGGCUGCAGGGUUUUGUCCGUUUCUGGCCACACCGGGUUUUGUCGUAGGGAUAAAGACAAAGCCAGGGAGAAGCACGUGGUGGCCCUGGGCUCUGAUGGCAGUGCAGAGGGGACACUCAUAGGUAAGGACCCAAACGGGAGUGCCUGAGGUGCAAAGGGGACACGCCCGUAUUCACUAGGUGAGAGCGGAGGUCAGGGUGCACCCUCAUGAGAUCAAACUUACUAGAUAGACCUUAUCUAUCAGCUGCCAUCUUGAGGGGACUCUGUCAGUGUCACAGUCAGAAGCAGAAGCAAAGGGUGGGCCUGAGGGGACUCGCAGCGUGGACUGCAUCAUUUACAAAGACAUUUUCUGGGGAAACAAGCUUGAGAUAGAAACUGGUCAAAGUGCCCUGUUCUCCGGGUUAGGUUUUAACUCACCAGACCCGGGCACUUCUUUAAAAGAGAGAAAGAAAGGAUCAGCAUAGCUUUGCCAGCAUAAAAGUGUUAAAAUACAUAGUUUUUAGGUAAUUUAAACCAUACUUAGUCUGUCAUACUGGAAGAAGCCGUGUUUUGGUGAGCCGUCUUAUAUAGCAAGCUAAAUUAUUUUUAUUUUUUAAUGCAAAAUAAUUUUAUAGGAAUUUAAAAAAAAAGAAAGUUAGGCAAGAAAAAGAUCUGUUUGUUUAAAAAAAAGAGUUAUGUUCUGCUGGAAUCCUCAUUAGUAAGAAUUUUUAUCUUCCUGAAUCUAUGCAUAUUUUAGAAAGUUCAUUCUAUCAGAAUCAAAAUUUACACUUAGCCAGAACGUCAGUUUUCAAGUUACUGCACCCUAACACUUCAACCGGUUUCCCCCCUAAAUGUUCCACAGCUUAUACCCAAGUUCUUAGAAGAUGUAACUGGACCUGGCACUACUUGGAACAAAAAACAGCCUCGUGGCAGACUGAGCCCAGUCUUCCAGACUGCCCGGUCUGCCCUGUGGGUGACUGGAGGAAGCUGGAGUGCCAUCCAUCCUUGUCAAGGUCAAAUGUGAACAGCAGGGUUUUAUUUAAUAUAGCGCUCAAUAAAGGUCAGCUGUCUUCAGCAUCGUAGUGUGACCCAUACAAAUGUUCAUAGAGUUUUGUGUAGUUGUACCGUACAAUUUUAUUUUCAUUUAUUUAUUUACGGUCUUAUUUAUGUUCUGUUUAAUAUAUAGUUUGGUUCUGGCCAUUUUAAAUGUUGGGCUUACAAGAGGCUAUAUUGGAGUAUUUACAGCUUUAUGAUCUUCAUCAGAUUUAUUGCUAACUUUUUGUAAUACAAAAAGUCUCAGAUGAGUAUUAAAGAAUAAAGUGUGUCUCAGGCUGGUAGUUCACAGUUGUGACUGGGGGACUUUGAUUUUAUUUUUACAAAACAUGUUCAUUUCGAACAUGAGAGAGACUCGUUCUAGUUGAAGCCUUUGCCCACACUCUAAAAGUCAGCAAUAGUGGUAUGUACUAACAUUACAGGCAGCUUUCUGUAGGCUCUCACAUUUGUAUUAACCCAUGACUCCAAAAGCAUCUUACUAACUCCAUCAUAAAACCAUAUGGACACAUACAAAUUUUAACAUUAUUAAAAUAUUUUUAAAGGUAGAAUUUAUUCUGCACAGGAUAAAAAGGAUUUACUAUUUAGCUCUCACAUUUGGAUUAUCAGUAUAUUAUUACAGUUUUAUAGAUCAGACUCCCAAGUGUUACAGGCACAAGAAGGGUAUUACUUGCCAAAUGAACAAAGUUUAACUGAGUCUACGUAGCAUACAAAUUCAGUACAUUUAAAAUGUUUUGCUAUGAAUUUAUGUUAUAUUAAAUAUGAUCAUCUCAGGACUGAACUAAAUAUUUCAUCAGGUUAAAUUCUGAAUAUGUUUCUGUUUUCACUUGUGCUGUUUGUAAAAGUGUGCAAAUCCAUCACACAGAUGACCUUGCACGGUGGCACUUUCCCUGUGUUUCUGGAUGGAAAAUAAGUUCGAUGAUUUUUUUUUUAAAACAAAGAGACCUAUUUCCUAAUACUGUAUUUUAAUGUUUCUUAUUGUUCGGUUAAUUUCCCUGAUUGGCACAAAUACAAGAAUCUACUUGAACCAUGUACCAAGCAAAUAUAAAA